GAUAUCCAUCCAAACUGUGCCAUCUGCGGUCAUCUCCCUCCUGGAGAGACCGAGUGUCCCCAUGAGAGCGACCGGCUCCAACAGGCCGUCGAGCAAGCCGAGCAUAAAUGGAUCGAUACAUGGCUAACAAACGUUCGUGAAUGGGCCACAAACACCGCCGUCGCCCACGUCACAAACUCCUUCGACUCCCUCCGCGAUCGUCGCAAACAGGAGUACCGUUCCCACGUCAGCGCUCUCCCAUAUUACCCCCAGUACGCCCAUUACCGCGGGCAACCCCCGCCGCACAUCGUCCAUCCCAGCUUCCUUUCUGCGCUUCGCCAACAAGUCCGGAUCGCCGACGACCAACUCCAGCGGUUGAUCGACGAGGACUGGAAAGCAUGCGUGCGCACCUACCCGAAGGUUCUGGAGUAUUAUUACGCGCAGAUCGAUGUUAGUUCCCCGCGUGAU
This is a messenger RNA of Eremomyces bilateralis CBS 781.70, 447 nucleotides long. RefSeq lists its product as uncharacterized. NCBI's taxonomy places the organism in Eukaryota, Fungi, Ascomycota, Dothideomycetes, Eremomycetales, Eremomycetaceae. The annotation marks the transcript as partial. The transcript has 2 exons. The record is from RefSeq and is a predicted model, not a curated record.